CGCAGUCAGCUAGUGUGUCAUCGCGAGCAGCGUCACACGGACCUGUCAGUGUUAUUAGUGCGCGCACUUGACUGUAGUGAGAAAAAUGGGAUUUGUAACUGCUACUACCCUUCUAUUGUUAUUAGGUGCAACGUACGGGAAAGUAGACGUGGGAAUGACUGGAUAUUGGAAGGAGAACGUUGGCUGGCAGCUGACGUGCACCUGGACUUUGGACAGCAGACCACUACAGUCCGUACGGCUGUACAAAGACGAUAUUCAAUUCCUGAUAUACAGGCCAGAGAAACAAGGAGUAAACUUCAACUUCGGGUCCUCAGCUGACGACUCGCGACUGACGGUCGACUGCCACGACACCGGAAGCACGGGGAAGUGCGAACUGGAACACGAACUGUUGACUCCUCCCAUGUUCAACACGACCUACAAGUGUGAGGUGUCGGAGGAGGCGCCGAGGUUCGAGAUGAAGUUUGCGGAGUAUACCAUCGAAGUUUUUGUACCACCAUUAUAUCCACAAUUGGAAAUAUCAUCACAAGACAGUCUUGUAAACGUAAACUGCACAUCAGCGGCCAUCCCUGCUCCGAGACUGGUGUGGCGUAUCGGAGAGCAGAGAAUUCCAGAGAACUUCUCAAGUCGUCGUUGGGACCCCACCAGCAAGCUGUGGCACUCUUGGUCGGUGGUCACUAUGACCCAGGGGGAAUCUCUGGUGUUGACGUGCGACGUCCAUUUUGCGAGAUCUGGCAAACUCAUCAUGGGUCAGAGCGUUGAAGCUACUGUCAAUUCUGCUGACAGUGUUACGGGUUUGAAUGCCGCUUAUUUGGCAGCGGCUCUGAUGGCAUUACUACGGUGACCACAAAAUAACUGUUGUUACCAGAAAACUUUUGAACAUACCUACAUUUUAUGGACAGUUAAACUGCUGAAUAGGCUUUGUAGUGUCUGUUUAAAAAAAACGAAUCCCAAAUGUGAAGUGGCUUUAGUAAUAAGGAAAUUUAUUUUAGGGCGACUUUAAAAGAUAAGCUAAUGUUUUCGUUACCUGCCAUUUGAGUAUAUAAUUAUAAUAGAUUACUUAAGGUAUAUUUUUGUUAAAAGACAGUUUUUCAUAGAAGUAAGUUAAAUAAUUUUAGAAAGUAAGUAGGAUUCGAAGAGGAGGGCGAAGAUGAAAUUUCAAAACCAGAGGCGGAAUGAAAAUAAAUUCCAAUGAAUUUUCAGACCUCCUAAGACAAUAUUACCAAAGCACGCCUUUGGUAAUAAGCCUUUGCAAAAGUGUAAACAUAUCUUUGACGUCAACUUUACAUAUUACAUAAUCUAUUUUAAACUUUUAUUGAGUAACUAAGGGUUCCAAAUAAAAAAAAAACAAUGCUUUUGGGUCUCAGGAGGCUAGAGUGCUAUAAACCAAAGAGUAUAAUAAGGGCAUAUUAAACGAAAAAGAAAUCUAGCAUUACACAAUGGAGUGUUGAAACUGAAAAUUUGAAUCAGGUAUCACUGACUACUGAGUGUAUUGCAACUAAAAAUUUGAAUCAGGUAUCACUGACUACUGAGUGUAUUGAAACUGAAAAUCUGGAUCAGGUAUCACUGACUAGUUGACUACUGAGUGUAUUGAAACUGACAAUCUGAAUCAGGUAUCACUGACUACUUCUUUGUUGGUGGGCAAUAAGGUGGCCAGUGGGCAAGCCAGAUGGUUUAGGUGCAUGUAUGUGUUAGUAAAUUGGUGGUCUGAUCAUUGUCAAGUAGACACUAAAAGAAGAUAUGUAUAAAAAUACUAACAUCUUUCGUCACUAUUUUGUAUGAAGAAUAAAUCUUUUAUCUUUAUAAAUUGAUAAAAAGCUGGAUUAUCUAUUUUUUGUGUAUCUUGGUUUUAUAAACAUACAAAAUAAAAUUUAUUUUAGCAACUAAGUGAAAAGGUUACAAAAACACAGCAGAUAUAUAAAAAAUGUUUUUAUUACAAAAUUAUGUACAAAAUGUUAUUGUCUAUUGAGUAAAAAGGUUACAAAAAAACAGCAGAUAUAUAAAAAAUGUUUUUAUUACAAAGUUAUGUACAAAAUAUUAUUGUCUAUUGAGUACAUUGAAAUAGUUUCGUUAUUUAGGUACUUACCUACAUAAAGUAACUAUUAAUUAUUAUAUUUACAAAAAAACAUAUGUACACUUUUCUACAUAGGUAUAUGGAUAUCCAAAAUCUUAUUGUAAUUAUGUGAGCGUAGUUAAAGUACUGACAGAAUACGGUUUUAAAAAAAGACUUUUUAAUAAUUAGCUUAUUUUAUUCGUUGUACGCAUAUCACUUUUUGAAAAGUAUUGUCUACUUUAGCCAAAAUUUAAUUUAUGCUUUUAAUAAUCCACUAUAUUAUACACAGUUUCAUUUUAUCGAGUAAAUAUUACGUGUAUAUCUAAUGGGAACGUCUCUAAAUGUGACUCUACAGCCCGAAAAUUAUAUUAGGAAUAUACUACCUUAAAUAAAAAUGUCAAAUUUGAAACUCAACGGGUAUUUUGAUUCAGAUUAAGGAAGUAUUUGUUCCAAUUUAAUAAGAUGGCCUCUAUGUGCAUUUUUUUUUAAUUUAGGUACAUCAUGCUUCCCAUUAUUCGUUUUUAUAAACCAUGAGACCAUGCCCUUAUCAUUUGAAAAAGAAUAUUGGCAUUCCUAGGUUGAUCAUUUAUUUAUUUUACACACACCGAAAUAAUCUCUUUGGCAUGCCAUUGCAGAGUGCGUAAAAGUUCGAGGAUAUAACCAAACGAAGUAGCCAUUAACAGGCGUUCCCCUCUGUCGAAAAUAGACGACCAAUAGUCAUACACAUUAUAUGGACUGACGUUUAUCUGAUAUGGCCAUUUUUACGUUACGUACCUAUACUUUCAUUUGACGUGCCCCUCCCCAGCAAAAAUCGGCAGACUGUUUUGUACCGUAGGUAUAUUACAGACAAGGCGUCUCCGUUUGGUUAUAUCCUCUAUGGCGUAAAAUGUACAAAGUAAUAACUAUUUAGUUUAUUUAGUCUACGAUGUUUUAAGUCUAUGUUUAUAAAAUAAAAUUUACAUUGAUGUUUUACAAUAAUAUAAAGUGAAGCGGAGUAUU
This is a messenger RNA of Cydia fagiglandana, 3049 nucleotides long. RefSeq lists its product as uncharacterized. Lineage: Eukaryota; Metazoa; Arthropoda; Insecta; Lepidoptera; Tortricidae. The record is from RefSeq and is a predicted model, not a curated record. The transcript has 7 exons. The coding region runs from base 86 to 841 and encodes 251 amino acids.